CAGUGUUACCCUACGUGCGUCAGUGAUAUCGUGUCGAUCGUGUCGAUCGUGUGUCGCAAAAUAUAACCCCAAAUAUAAAAUGCUGGAAUCGUCGUCGACGUCGUUGAAAACACUGUUUGUCCAACGUAUUUGAUUUUAAACACGGUCUGGCGGUCGUUUCGCUGACGCUCCACGCGUUCUGUACACUUUGCAUCAUGAAAGUUAUCGUGAAAAAGCUUCAAGGAAAAGAAUGCGUCGUUGACAUCAUGCCUUCGGACACGGUCCUACAACUGAAGCACAAACUGAGCGAUCUCCUUGGCAUAGAAGUUCCGCAACAGAAAUUGUUGCUCACGGGGAAAACGUUGGCUGACGAGAAUCCGUUGAGUUUUUAUCCGGGAAUCAAAGAUGGAAGCAAACUGAAUCUGUUGGUCGUAAAAAGGGCGGACGAAGGAUCUAACGAGGGGAAGCCGUCGCAUAGCAAGACGGGUACCGAUCUGUUGCGAGAUGAAGUUUCUCGAGUACUCAGACAUUACUACACGGAAUCUGAAACAGAGUCGAUAGUAAACGAAUUGCUGAAAGAUCUGAAGCACAAAGUGAACAGCCUCAGUUACGAUGAUUUGGAAAGAUUAGCGACGGCACUGUUGCAAGACCAGGAGAAUAUAGCUCAGGGUUGAACAUCUCGGUUGUUUUCGACCAUUUUCUUUUCUUAUUACCCAAUUGUUAUAGUACAUACUUGUUUAAUUAAAGGAACGAACGUUGCCUCGUCGUA
Messenger RNA from Ceratina calcarata, 748 nucleotides. Its product is annotated as ubiquitin-like protein 4A-B. The transcript is spliced from 3 exons. The record is from RefSeq and is a predicted model, not a curated record. Gene Ontology annotation, cellular component: BAT3 complex. Gene Ontology annotation, biological process: post-translational protein targeting to endoplasmic reticulum membrane; tail-anchored membrane protein insertion into ER membrane. Gene Ontology annotation, molecular function: protein-folding chaperone binding. Bases 195 to 653 code for a protein of 152 amino acids. Lineage: Eukaryota; Metazoa; Arthropoda; Insecta; Hymenoptera; Apidae.